CGUUCCGUCCGGGCCCGUUCCGGCGGCAUGGCGGCCGUGCGGGAUGCGGCGGGCGCCGGGGGGCCCCUGUUCCGGCCCCUCAGCGCCGAGGACGGCGAGCAGCGCCCGGCAGAGAUCGAGUCCCUGUGCAUGAACUGCUUCCGCAACGGGGUGACGCGGCUCCUGCUCACCAGGAUCCCCUUCUUCAAAGAGAUCAUCGUCAGCUCCUUCACCUGCGACAGCUGCUCCUGGUCCAACACGGAGAUCCAGUCCGCGGGCAGGAUCCAGGAGCAGGGCGUGCGCUACAGCCUGGCCGUGGCCUCCCGGCAGGACAUGAACAGGGAGGUGGUGAAGACCGACUGUGCCACGGCUCGGAUUCCAGAGCUGGACUUUGAGAUCCCUGCGUUCACCCAGAAGGGAGUGCUCACCACCAUCGAAGGGAUAAUUGACCGGGCUGUCGCGGGCCUGGAGCAGGACCAGCCCGUGCGCAGGGCGACGGACCAAGAAGUGGCCAGCAAGAUUGACGAGUUCAUCGUCAAGCUGAAGCAGCUGAAGGAAGUGCAUUCCCCCUUCACCUUCGUCCUUGAUGAUCCUUCCGGGAACAGCUUUGUGGAGAACCCUCGGGCGCCGCAGAGGGACGACGCGCUGCUGGUCACUCACUACAGGAGGAGCCCGCAGCAGGCUGCCAUGCUGGGGCUGCAGGAAGAGGAGCUGGAUGAGACGCCAGCUGAGCCUGCCGAGGACCUGAGGAACGAGGUCCUGCAGUUCAACACCAACUGCCCCGAGUGCAAUGCUCCAGCCAACACCAAUAUGAAGCUAGUCCAAAUCCCUCACUUCAAGGAGGUGAUUAUCAUGGCCACCAACUGUGACUCCUGCGGGCACAGGACCAAUGAGGUGAAGUCUGGAGGAGCCAUUGAGCCACAGGGCACCAGGAUUACCCUUCGGAUCACAGACCCUUGCGACAUGACGAGGGAUGUCCUCAAGUCAGAGACCUGCAGUGUGGAGAUCCCAGAGCUGGAGUUCGAGCUGGGGAUGGGAGCACUGGGGGGGAAAUUCACCACGCUGGAAGGGCUGCUGAAGGACAUCCGAGACCUGGUUGAGAGAAACCCCUUCAGCCUGGGGGACAGUUCCACACCCAGCAGAACGGAAAAGCUGCAAGAGUUUCUGGGGAAGCUGCAGGAGAUCAUAGAGGGCAAGAUGAAGGCUCGCUUCAUCAUGGAUGAUCCUGCGGGUAACAGCUACCUUCAGAAUGUCUACGCUCCAGAUGAGGACCCGGAGCUGCAGGUGGAGCGCUACGAGCGCACGUUCGAGCAGAACGAAGACCUGGGCCUUAACGACAUGAAGACAGAGGGCUACGAGGCAGGUGCAGGCCGGUAGCCACGGCCGCCGUCCGCCUCUUCCUGGGUAGCUUCAGUGUUUGGGGGGGAGCCGGCUGCGCGUGUGUGGGGAGGAAGCCCCCGAAUAAAAGGAGUUGUCUGGUA
Molecule: messenger RNA, 1460 nt
Organism: Colius striatus (speckled mousebird)
Lineage: Eukaryota; Metazoa; Chordata; Aves; Coliiformes; Coliidae
Gene: ZPR1
Product: ZPR1 zinc finger
Exons: 14
Coding region: 28-1356 (442 amino acids)
Cellular component (GO): nucleus; cytoplasm
Molecular function (GO): zinc ion binding
Source: RefSeq, a predicted model, not a curated record